UCGAGAUCGCCGCCCGUCCCGUCCCGUCCCGUCGCGGCAGCUCGGCGGAGCCCGCACCAUGGCAGCGCUGGAGAAAGAGGGGGAGCCCCAGAAGCUGCGGUUCGGGCCGUGGCUGCUGAGCGCCAUCAGCAGCGGGAGCUACCGCGGGCUGUGCUGGCUCGACCCCGAGCGCACCACCUUCCGCGUCCCCUGGAAGCACAACGCCAGGAGGGACAUCACCAGCAGCGACCUGGAGAUCUUCAAGGCCUGGGCAGAGGUGAGUGGGCGGUAUGAGGAGUCUUCUGAGGACCCGGCCAAGUGGAAGACCAACUUCCGCUGUGCCCUGAGGAGCACCCACAUGUUCAAACUGCUGAGGGACCAUUCAAAGUGUGGCGAAGACCCGCACAAGGUCUUCACCCUUAACCAAGCCACCCUUCAGCACAGCAAGAAGGGGGAUUUCAGCAGCCCUGAUCCCGCAGUGGACCAGCAGCCAGCACAACAGCAGCCUCAGGUAGCUGGGUGGGCACCGCAGCCCACUGGGGUCCCCACUGCCACUCGUCAGCUGGAGCCUCAUCCCCAAGACGUGGCCCCAGAAAUUACUCUUCCAGGCAGCACCGACCCCACACAGCCCAUAUCACUGGAGAAGCUGCUGCAGCUGUGUGACAUUUCCUCCUGUGACAUUGUCUCCAUGACCCCGUCCUGGGUGCCCGCAGGGGACAUCCUGCUCCAGCCUCACCAGGACACCCUGCUCCAGCUUCGUGCUGACCCCAGCCAGAACAACUGCUUCCCUCCCACAGCAUUUCAGCAGUGGGUGCCCAUGGUGGAGCAGCCCGCCUUGGGCACCUACAGCCCCCUGGACCUCAUGCCGCCGGAGGAGCUAGGAGCCGCGCAACUGCCGUGUCACCUGACGGAGGACGCGGUCCCCGUGCAGUCGCCAGGGGAGGCGAUGUUUUUGGUCCCCACCGCCAGCGCUGUGCCACAGCCACAGCCACAGCACCUGGUGGGUGACACAGGUGGCUUCAUCUCUAACCUGGACAUCACCAUCUACUACCGGGGAAAGGAGUUCCACCAGGAGAUCGUGCAGGGCAGCCACUGCCUGCUGACAUACCAGCCCCUCGACCUGGCGGAGGACCAGGGUCCCUGGCACGUGGUGCACUUCCCCAGCCCUGCCAACAUGGCCGAUAGAAAGCAGUGGCGGAUCACCGAGGACCUGCUGGGCAAGGUGGGGCUGCAGCUCGAGCAACGCGACUACAAGAUCUUUGCCACCCGCCUGGAGAAGUGCAGGGUAUUCUGGGCCCUGUCCCAACAGCUCGAGGGUGUCAAGGACCCCCCAUCCAACCUUCUCGAUCGGAACCAGAAAACCCCUAUCUUUGACUUCAAUGAAUUUAGCACAGAGCUAAGGGACUUCCGCAACCGCCAAAGGCGGCGGUCCCCUGACUUCACCAUCUACCUCUGCUUUGGUCAGGCCUUCUCCAAGACCAAGCCUAAGGAGACCAAGCUCAUCCUGGUCAAGCUGGUGCCCAAGUUCUGUGAGUACUGCUAUGAGAAGGUGCUGCAGGAGGGAGCCUCAUCCCUUGACAGCCACACCAUCAGCCUGCAGCUCUCGGACUCCUUCAGUCUCUACGAUCUCAUUGAGCAGUACACCAUGGAGCUGGACUGACACCCACCCACCACGUGGCCUCUGGGGCAGGCAGCAGGACCACUGGGCGUUGUGCAAACCGGCACCCCCAACUCAGGGACAGCUUCACUGACCAAUCUCGGAACGCACGUGUUUCUUUUCCCCUCAGUCAGCUGCUAACGUGUUUUUGUGGGUUGUGAUCAUUUACAGAUUUAUUUUCUUAAUUUGUCCAAGUUUAAAUAUAUGUAUAAAUAGUU
Molecule: messenger RNA, 1854 nt
Organism: Myiozetetes cayanensis
Lineage: Eukaryota; Metazoa; Chordata; Aves; Passeriformes; Tyrannidae
Gene: IRF7
Product: interferon regulatory factor 7
Exons: 11
Coding region: 59-1639 (526 amino acids)
Biological process (GO): regulation of transcription by RNA polymerase II; immune system process
Cellular component (GO): nucleus
Molecular function (GO): protein binding; DNA-binding transcription factor activity, RNA polymerase II-specific; RNA polymerase II cis-regulatory region sequence-specific DNA binding
Source: RefSeq, a predicted model, not a curated record